GAGAGGGCCUGAUGACCUGGAUCUGCUAGCCUAAACCCAAUUCUAAUUUCCAAUCCAGCUUUUGAUCACUGGGCUCCUACAGCCUGUUAGGACAGACUACGGAAACUGAUUUUUUUUUUUGGGUCUAAUUUACCCGAACUUGUUUGGCUUGCGAGAAAAUGGAGGAAGAAGAUUCGAAGUCCGCAUCUCAUCGAUAACCUAUCCGUUUUGAAUGAAUGACUAGUGGCGCUGGUGAUGUUAGUGUUAGAUGAUCAGAAGAGCAUGAGAAUUUCGUUGAAGUUGAUUGGUCGUUGUAUGAUCUCCUGUAUCUUCGUCUUCCUCACUCAGUUUGCCCUAUCUAUUGUUCCUCGCUUCUUCGCUGCCUCCUCUCUUCUCAUUCAACUUCCACUCUCAGCUCUCUUACUGCUAGUACUUUUGGGUACCGGAAGAUGCUGCCGGCGGUUUCUUGGAGUUUAUGCAUCGGCUCCUGCUUUCGUCUUCUUCAAUUUAUUGUUUAUUUGGGGUGUUUACAUUGUGAUCCUUCGAAAAGUCAUUUCACCUCUAAUGGGUAUUGUAUUGAAUGGAGAGGUCGUCAUGCUCAUCAUUGGUCUGUAUAGUAUCCUAUCAAGUGAUCCGGGUUUUGUUACAAGCAGAUCUUCGUGUUCAGACAAUCAUGCUGAAGAUUCAUUUUCUGAAGAUGAAGCCCAUUUUGAGGGUUCUUUCUCAUCAAGGAGGGUGAGAUACUGUAAGAGCUGCAAGGCAUAUGUAAAGGGAUUUGACCACCAUUGUCCUGCAUUUGGGAACUGUAUAGGACAAAAGAACCAUGUUCUCUUCAUGGUUCUUCUCAUUGGCUUUGUUAUCACUGAGGCUUCAUACAUAAUGGACUCAUUCAAGUUUGCCACAAAAUUCCAAAAAAUGGAUGAAACUGGACAGGAGACUAGCCUGUCUGAGAAUUUGGUUAUCAGCACAAUGCUAUUCUGUCUUCUCCAAGUGCUAUGGCAGGGGGUGUUCCUGACAUGGCAUAUAUAUUGUGUAUGUGUCAACAUCAGAACUGAUGAGUGGAUAAACUGGAAGAAGUAUCCAGAGUUCCAAAUUAUUAUUCCAACCCAACCAGGGCUAAGCUCUGAAGGGAGAAGGUUCAGAAAUCCAUACAACAAGGGUGUUUUUUGCAACAUGAAGGAUUUCCUGGCAUCAGAAGAAUAGAGCUAUAUCUUUCAUCAAUUAAUUUCUGACCUUUUACAUGGUUGUGUCUUCUCUGCAUCUUUCUUGGUGGCUAUACCUUCAACUAAAGGGAAGUACAAAUACUUGCACUCACCAGAUUCUAGAGUUGGGAUACAGGAGAGCCAUUUAACUGACAGGAUUUCAAAAACAACCAUUUUGAAUGGAAAUGUAUUGGCUGUUGUAAAAUUAUCAAUUUCAUUAUAUACCAAUGGUAACUUGAAUGACUCUUGGUAGACAUAAUUAGCAGAAGUUGGUGUUGAUAACCCAUGUAUAGUUCCUCUGAGUGAAGACGGUAUUAACCUUUGUGAUUA
Messenger RNA from Vitis riparia (riverbank grape), 1511 nucleotides. RefSeq names its product probable protein S-acyltransferase 15. Gene Ontology annotation, cellular component: endoplasmic reticulum; Golgi apparatus. NCBI's taxonomy places the organism in Eukaryota, Viridiplantae, Streptophyta, Magnoliopsida, Vitales, Vitaceae. The transcript has 11 exons. The record is from RefSeq and is a predicted model, not a curated record. Gene Ontology annotation, molecular function: protein-cysteine S-palmitoyltransferase activity. Bases 235 to 1182 code for a protein of 315 amino acids. Gene Ontology annotation, biological process: peptidyl-L-cysteine S-palmitoylation; protein targeting to membrane.